Molecule: messenger RNA, 1862 nt
Organism: Chelmon rostratus (copperband butterflyfish)
Lineage: Eukaryota; Metazoa; Chordata; Actinopteri; Chaetodontiformes; Chaetodontidae
Exons: 5
Coding region: 36-710 (224 amino acids)
Source: RefSeq, a predicted model, not a curated record
CUGAUGGUGAAGUUCCAUCUUGUGUUCUCUGUCUGAUGGUCAUCAUGUUCAGACGAAACCAAGCAGCUCUGCUCUCUGUUCAGCUGUUAGCUUUGUGCCAAGUCUUCGCAGGGAUCGUUCGAGACGAGCUAAAGAAUAUGCAGGUGUUCAGAGGAGAUUCUGUCCAGUUCACUUGCAACACAUCAGGUGCAAAUAUAAGACAAAUCGACUGGACCAAAGUCAGCAGGACCAAAGGCAGACUGGUUUUUUCUCAUUCAAUCUCAACGAAUCAGACUUUUUCAAAUUGGACCUCUCACAGACUGAUAAUAGACCUAAACUUACCUCCAAAGCUGAAUAUCUUUAAUGCACAGCAUGACGACGCAGGACUCUACACAUGUACUGUAAUUGCUGCAGCUGGUACAGAGACUUUUCAGUGGAAUUUAACGUUGUCUGAGAAACCUGAAGAAAUCAGUCCUUCGUGGAUUCUACAAUACAUACUCGCACCUGUCAUUGGAUUGCUUCUGUGUGCCGUCGCUCCAGCUGUCUGCCUCUGCAGAAAAAGUCAGACCAAGACGCCAAACCAGGACCGGGUCAGGAGAGGGACUCUGAGUUAUGUCCACUUUCGUCUUUGGUUGGGAGAAGAGGUGGCUCCUCUUCAGCCCUGGAGUUGUGUUGAAUACAGAGUGGAUCACAAGCAGAGGGAGGCAGUACCUCGAGAGGCUUUGGCCUGAGAAUCAAUGCAUUCAGUUUAAAAUUGAAUGAGAAACAAGAGAUAUGUUGGACGGAUGUAUGAAAACGGAUUGAAUCCAGCCCUGUAAAAGCCAAAUGGAGCGUAAGACCCCUGUCUGCUGCAGGAUUUUUUUUAAAGGAAAGUUCCAGUGUGUAAGAUUUAGGGUCUAUUGGCAAAAAUGGAAUCUAAAUUUCAUUGUUACGUUGAUUUCAUUAGUGUGUAUAUCGCCUGAAAAUGUUGUUAACUUAGAAUGAACUCUUGAUAUCUGCAAAGGGAGCAGCCACACUGAGGGAUGGUGAGGUGAGGGGUAUUCAGUUAGUUGCAGUCUGCAAAAUCACCACUUGAUGCCACUAAAUCCUACACAGCAAUCCUUCAUUUGGAACCAUAUAAUCCAGUUCUUGCGCUGCGCUGCAGCUGUGCUAUAAUUUUUUAUUCCUCUGUUUACUGUUAUCUUUAUUCUAUUUUACUUUACUUUUAGCAUUUAUUCUGUUACUUGUGUUUCUUUUAUAUCUUAAUGUUUUUAUGUUUUACUGCAUGUAAAGCACAUUGAAUUGUGUUGUUGUUGAAAGGUACUACGUACACAAAUAAACCUUGCUUCACCUAUAAUUCUCUGAUAUGGAGGGUAAAAGAUAAAUAGAUAUUCUUGUUAUACUGCAGGUGGAAAGCUUUUAUCAUUAGAUUACCCUGUAUUCUGUGACUCGUCAAAAUUUGUGACCGGAUUAGGAAUUUCACCCUAUGUCUUCAUCACACUUCAUCGUGUGGUUUAUUUUGAUAGCUGUUACCAAAGUGCCACCACAGUGUUCAGGGACAGGGUCACACAUUUUAGUAGCUUGGAUUUUGAUGUACAAUCAAAGAGGAUUGAGAAAGUGUCACUACAUAUUGCUUGGUGAGGUGUGACUGUUCUCCUGACCUAUACUCUAAAGUUUGUACUAUCGCAGCUAUCACAAUUUCCAUAGAUAAUGCUUCAAUAUGCAGGAUCAUUAUCUUUGCAAAUAAGCUAUCAAGCUAAUCCCUGCCGUUUUGCAUUUCCCCAUGUUCUGUCUAUAAAAUACUGGGUCUGGGGUCAGGGAGAGGUAGUGUGUCAGACUUUGUGAACUGACUCAACUCUGUUGUGGAUCAGGGAAAGGUUAAGUCGAGAUCCAGAGCUCUGUAA